Messenger RNA from Chrysochloris asiatica (Cape golden mole), 612 nucleotides. It is a transcript of the gene RASL10A, whose product is annotated as RAS-like, family 10, member A. NCBI's taxonomy places the organism in Eukaryota, Metazoa, Chordata, Mammalia, Afrosoricida, Chrysochloridae. The transcript has 3 exons. Gene Ontology annotation, molecular function: GTPase activity; GTP binding. The record is from RefSeq and is a predicted model, not a curated record. The coding region runs from base 1 to 612 and encodes 203 amino acids.
AUGGGGGGCAGCCUGCGGGUGGCGGUGCUGGGCGCCCCGGGCGUGGGCAAAACGGCCAUCAUCCGCCAGUUCCUGUUCGGCGACUACCCUGAGCGCCACCGGCCCACUGAUGGGCCACACCUCUACCGGCCUGCGGUGCUACUCGACGGCGCCGUCUACGACCUGAGCAUCAGUGAUGGAGACGGUGCUGGACCUGGUCCGAGCCCCAACGGCCCCGAGGAGCGGCCAGAGUCUAAAGGCUGGAGUUUGCAGGACACUGAUGCCUUCGUACUCGUCUAUGACAUCUGCAGUCCCGACAGCUUCGACUAUGUGAAGGCGCUGCGGCAGCGCAUAGCUGAGAACAGACCCACAGGUGCACCCGAGGCUCCUAUCCUGGUGGUAGGCAACAAGCGGGAUCGGCAGCGUCUGCGCUUUGGACCUCGGCGCGCACUGGCUGCCUUGGUACGCAGGGACUGGCGCUGUGGCUACCUCGAGUGCUCCGCCAAGUACAACUGGCACGUGCUCCGUCUCUUCCGAGAGCUGUUGCGCUGCGCUUUAGUGCGAGCCCGCCCUGCACACCCAGCCCUGCGACUGCAGGGAGCACUGCACCCUGCACGCUGCACUCUCAUGUGA